GUAAUCUACGUACAAGGAUGCCAAGCACUAUAUAGGAUAUAUAGCAUGAGUGCAUUAGCCAAUCAUCCAGCUUCGGGGUGUUGCAUACGACCGGUAUAUUAACCAUUGGGGUUGAAAUCGGGGAAAUGAUGGUUGGGGUAAUGAGUUUUAAAUAGUAAAGCGGCGUGUGAUGACAGCAAUAUGGCGAAAUGUAACGCAAGGUGCAAGGCGAAGGUUGAAAGAGGUGAUCGUCGCCGCCGUCGCACUUUUCGUUGAGGUGCUUUUUGGAAAUUCCUCGAGAGACGCUCGCCAGCUGAAGGGAAUGAUCUUCGGCGUGCUCGCCAUGCGCUGAGCAGUCGACCCGGUUUUUUGCGACGAGACGUACGAUCAGCGUGCCCCAAGCUACACGACAUUCGAAGCCGGAGAACCUUGGAGUCGUUCCCCAUUCACGAUGGCGGCAGCAGCUUCACCGCUCGCCUCUGCUUACCUCCUCUUCAUCAGCAUCCUCUUCUAUCUCCCAUCGGGCCUUGCUCAAUCGCCGACCGAACCAUCCUCGGCCGCACCCUCCGCCUUCUCGCAGCCCAUCCUCCACCCAAAUCGCACCGACGACGUCGUCCCCGGCACUAUAUUCACAAUCCGCUGGACACCAGUCCCAGACUUCCAAAACGUAACUCUCCAGCUCUGGGACAAGACACCGUGGGGCAUCAGUCACGACCUGCUCACGCCAUGCUUUCCCUGGGGUCGCAAUCCCUUCUGCGGUACCAUCGCAUUCCAUGCGCCCAACACAGGGUCCUUCGAUUGGCAGAUACCUAAUCCCGCAAGCGGUGAGGCGGGGAGCGGAUUCCCGAGGGGCGAGAAGGUAUUUUGGAUCAAGAUAUAUGUGGAAGAUUACAUGCACCCGGAAAUCGGAAAUCGGGAUCCGGUCGUGAGCUACGGACAGAACUUUGAGUUUGCCCCCGCGGAUGGUCAGCAGGAGCCGGCUGUGGCGCAGAGUGAUAGCUAUAUAGGGGGAAUGCCGACGCCGACCGGGGAUGGGGCUCCUGGCACGGUGGUGACAGUAACAGUUUAUGAGAGCCCGAAUCCGUACGCCAGCCCGACUUCUCCUUUGCCACCGGCGAGCGCGACAAGCGGUAUGGCGACGGCGGCACCACUAACUCCGGGAGCUGCAUCGAGGGUUAAGGGAAGCAUAGCAAGCGCGCUACUGCUUUUGCUGGGUUUUCUUUGAUCGUUAGUGUCUGGGUCGUUCGUUCUGGGUUCGCUUCGGAUGGUUUCUGUUCGCAUUUCGCUCGCUCGCACGCUAGAGAAGACAAGAUAUACCCUGAAAGGGUGUUGUUAUGAUGCAUUUCUGUUGCAUACAUUGGCGUUGAUCUGUGUGCAUUCAGCAUUUCUCAGAGCUCUCAGCAUGGUCGGUGAAAAUGUGUUUAUUAUAAGAACAAUGAAGACGGGCCAUAUGUUGACCAAUCUAAAAUUGUAUUCGCGUUGAAGAAGGUGGAAUGCGGAUUGUUCCCGGUAAAUUGAGAUGAAAAGCGAGAAAAGCAG
Trematosphaeria pertusa is the source of this 1518-nucleotide messenger RNA. RefSeq lists its product as uncharacterized. Bases 431 to 1204 code for a protein of 257 amino acids. NCBI's taxonomy places the organism in Eukaryota, Fungi, Ascomycota, Dothideomycetes, Pleosporales, Trematosphaeriaceae. The record is from RefSeq and is a predicted model, not a curated record. The transcript has a single exon.